AUGGCUAAUCCAGGGAUUCAGGCGGGGGUUCUCCUUUCCUUUCUUUGUGCGAUGUUCCUGAUUGAGAUAACGGUCCAAACCAAUCCCCCCUGUCCAGUAAGUUACCUGGUCACCGUUCCGGCCAUUCUUAAAUCUGAAUCAAAGGAUAGAUUCUGUGUGAGCCUCACGGAUCCCGGCUCCCAGGUGUUGUUGAAGGUCAUUCUGAAGAGCAAGAAUAAACAAAAGGAAGUGUUUAAAAAAGGAACCAGCAACGCCUUCAACAAAUGCGUGAAAUUUAAGGUUCCUCAUGUGAACGGAGAAGAGGAGCAUCUGUUUGAAGUUACAGUAAAAGGCAACGAUUUUUAUUCUUAUGAUGCAACGCGUGUGUUGAUCAAGUCUUUUCAUCCAAAGACUUUGAUCCAAACGGAUAAACACAUCUACAACCAAGGAGAGGAAGUGAAAUUCAGAGCGCUGACUCUGGACCAUGAUUUGGAUCCGCUGCAUGUGACUUAUAACCAUAUUUGGAUCGAGGACCCUCACCAUAACAAGAUCGCGAAGUGGAAAGAUGAGGAAGUGGACAAGACGAUUCUACCGCUGUCUUACCAUUUGGGCGAUGGAGCCGUGGCGGGGUUAUACAGGAUUAAAGUGCAAUCAGGCAAAAAGAUAGAGUCUCAAAGCUUUAGAGUCCAGAAACAUGGUUCGACCAAAUUUAAAUUUGAAAUUCACGUACCCCAUGAAGUAAGUGUUGGGAAGGAAACCUUUCAGGUUAAAGUCUGUACAAAGUAUUACUAUGGAAGGCCGGCGGGUGGAGAUGCCACGGUGAAGGUCUGCAGGCCUCUGAGGAACCAGGACUCCUGCAGCUCGGCCCUUGUCCUCAAGGAUGACGUCAGCCUGACUUCUCUGUGCAAGACCAGACAAAAGCAGACGUGUGACAAAGGCUGCGCCACCUUCAUCCUGAAAAUGUCCAAUUUCCUCAGACCUGACACUAAGCAUUUGCUGGACGUGCUGGAUGUGAAGGUCACACUUAAGGACAAAGAGACAUGUCUUUCGCACACACAGUGGGAGAGGAUUCGAAUAAGCUACAUUAUUGGAAAGUUGUCUUUCCAGAAUGUCCCCCCGGUCUACUCUCGAGACACAGAUUUAGAGGGACAAGUCCGGGCUUUGGACGUCCACGGCAAUCCCGUCCCUAACCUGAAAGUAUAUUUGUUCGAGCUAAAACACGGGGCACCGUGUAUUGUGCAGACUCUCACAACGGAUGAACAUGGAAUUGCAUACUUUGCUCUUCCCACUGAGAAACAAAUAGGGCCAAUCCAUCUCUUUGCGAGCAGCCUAGACACGCUGGAGCCCGGCCAACAUGUAGGUGCUUACUAUGAAGUUGCAAAGGUCAAAGUGGAUGUGCCCGGUCCUGGUCCUGAAACCUGCGGGUUUCUCAAGGUUCUACCAAUUGAACGGAAACUUGUGUGCUCCAGCAUGGAAGAUUUUACCGUCCAGUACAGUCUAAGUCAACAAAUUUCAGAGAACAUCAAAAUAAUUUAUCUGGUACUAUCCAGAGGUGAAAUUGUUCACGAAGGCGAAGAGGAGCUAACCUACAGCUCAGGAGUGAUUCAGGGGAAUUUCACAAUCACUUUUAGAGUGAAGCCACAAUACGCGCCUAAAAUCCACAUUGUCGUGUACACCAUCCUGGAUUGUGUGAGAGUUCUCGCCCACAGCGAAAGCUUUGACACCCAGCACUGCUUUGAGAAUUCGGUGCAUCCAAAGUUUCAUCCAUCCCCAGUCACCCAUGAUCAGAACGUUGAGUUUUGCGUUAAGGCCAACCAACAUUCAGUAUGUGGAGUAAAAAUCAUAGAUGCGCUCACGAAGAGAGAUGGAAAGACUCUGAGCAAAGAACAGAUAUUUGCUAUUCUACCCGAGAUAAAAGGCUCUCCCGUUCCUCCUGAGCUUCAGGAUCAUUCAGACUGCGUGGAGGUGCUUCCAAGGAGUUAUUAUGCUGUUUCUACCAACCAGGAUGGAGCAGAUGCACAAACCGUUUUCAACGAAAAAGGACUACAAGUGUUAACAAACAGGCACAUCAAGAGACCCACAUGCCUCAAACUGGGAGGGAUAAAAUACAAGCAAGCUUUGUUAGGAAGAUACAUCCAUCCCAAGGAACCAGAAAUAAAGGAAAUGGAACUUCCCGCUCCUGGAAGGCUUUCCUACAGCUGCAAAGAUGAGGAGUUUGAGCCGGACUAUGAGCCUUCAGGCAAGACUUGGCUGUUUGAUCUGAUCAACCUUGGAGAUAAUAGGGAAUCCUGUCUGUCCCUCACCGUCCCAAAUUCCAUCACCUCCUGGACAGCAAGUGUCUUCUGUGUUAAUCCUCACGCAUUCGGUUUGAGUCCUCCUAAAGAUCUCAACAUCCUUCCAAAGUACAUUCUGGAUUUCAGGCUUCCUGACUCCAUGAUCCAAGGCGAGAGCCUGAAGCUGAAUGCCAUCAUCAUAAACAAGCAGAACGUCCCUCUCAUGGUCAAAGUGACUGCAGAAGUAUCCACAGAUUACACCCUCAUAGCCAAGUCUGCUGAGCUGUCUACACUGUGCUUGUGCGGCAACGACUUUAAGAUCCUUGAAUGGACCAUGACUCCAAAACACACCGGGACGAUCUCGGUCACCCUGAAAGCUGAGCCGCUGUCUUCCAAGGCGACCUGUUGCCAUCAGCAUGUGACAGUGCCAGAAAAUGCAGCCAGUGUUGUUGUUACAAGAUCUCUGGAAGUAAAGGCUGGAGGACAGGAGGUGAUAAAGACAACCAGCUGGCUGCUUUGUCCAAAAGGACAUUAUGUUAAUAAAGCGGUGGAGAUUGACAUCCCCAACUCUGUGAUUGGUGGAAGUCUGAGCGCUCACGUCUCCGUUUCAGGGCACGUCCUCGGCUGGCUUCUGCACAACCUUCACAAUCAGGAACAUCUGCUAAAUGGUUGCGGGGAGCAGAACAUAGCCUACAUGGAGAUCUAUGCUAACCUCUUGCAUUACUUGCAAAGCACCCACCAGCUGAGUAACGAAAUUGAGACCAAAGGGCUCAAGCUCCUGACUCAAGGCAAGUCUGAACCACCACAGGGAGAAAGAGGGAAAAUUAUUCCAGUUAAUUAUUUUAGACGGAGCCUUGAAUGA
This is a messenger RNA of Cyprinodon tularosa, 3114 nucleotides long. RefSeq names its product alpha-2-macroglobulin-like. Bases 1 to 3114 code for a protein of 1037 amino acids. NCBI's taxonomy places the organism in Eukaryota, Metazoa, Chordata, Actinopteri, Cyprinodontiformes, Cyprinodontidae. The transcript is spliced from 24 exons. The record is from RefSeq and is a predicted model, not a curated record. Gene Ontology annotation, molecular function: endopeptidase inhibitor activity.